AUGGCGGCCGUUUUCUCAGUGGGAGCUCCGGCGACGCGCGCUCUACCAGGCAGCUCCAUCGCCGCUGCUUCCGCCGGAGAAGGUCUUCGCACGGUUCGCCAAUACUGAACGCCGCCGCCGCUCUAUGCCGACUAAUCACGGCCUUGCUCUUGUUUUCCUCGUGCAGCCAUUCCCAGCCGCAGAGGCCGGCCGUCCAUUGCCUGCGCUGCGAAAUCCAGUGCCGUUCGUGGCUCUAGAUUGUUAGUUGUUCCCAAUCUUCGGCUGCAGGAGUUCUUCGUGGAUGCCAUCUAGUCUGAUUCGUCUCCUUUUUUUUUUUUGGAAUUAAAGGAAGGUGGCUUGCUCUUCGGGGCCAGAGAAUCUCUUAGACGAGGAUUCUGGAAAUACUAGGAGACAGACCUUGUUACAGAUCCUGUUUUCCGCGAUUAGUUCUCCGGCAAUUGCUUCCGGCGCUUCUGCGGAAACUGGUAGCUCUCCGGUUCAGGUUUCAUUAUCUGAUAUAAUUAUCCGCUUGUACUUGAGAUAUUUGAUCACUCUCCUCCUUACAAUGUUGUUCACAUAGUUGGCAUUUUCUGUAUCCAGAUUUUUCCAACUUCCGAACUUACGAUGAUGCGACUAACAAGUUCCAGAUAUUAGUCCCUCAAGGUAAAACGCGAGAAUCAUCCCCCCCUUUUUUUGUGCAGAUCUCAUUUCUUCAGAUCAUCUAUUCCGCAGUCAAAUCUAGAAAAAAAUCCCAGAUUCCCCGGCCGGUCUUCAGAGCUUUUCUAAACCGUCCUCCUGAUCUUCUUCAGAUUUUUUUUCACCAAAUCAUCAUCAUCAUAUCAAUAUCACCAUUAUCACCAUUAAUAUCAGCUGUGCUUCGAUGUUGAAUCUAGAAAAACGCGAGAUACCAGUCCCUCAAGGUAAAACGCGAGAAUCAUCUCCCCCCUCGCCCUUCUUUUUUUUGCAGUCCAAAGAAGCUUAUCCAUAGUGCGCAAAGAAAGGAACCGGCACCAUUAGAUCGAAUUUUCAGUAGAUCGAAUCUCAUUUCUUCAGAUCAUCUUCUCCGUAGUCAGAUCUAGAAAAAUUUCCCAGAUUGCCCGUCCGAUCUUCAGGGUUUUUCUAACCAUCCUCCAGAUCUUCCUCAUAUUAGGUUCACCAAAUCAUCAUCAGAAUCAUAUCAAUUUCAUCAUUAUCACCAUUAAUACCAGUUACGCUUCGAUCUUGAAUUUCCGGCAGCAUUAUACAUCUAAAAUUUCCCAACCGCAUGUAAAACAACGGUUGAUGUCUGAAAUUAAAUCCAUGUUUAGUGUUCUUAAAAUAUGGGGGACUUCAGAUGAAAUUCCUUUCAGGUGGUUGCUUAGUUCCUCUCCCAUGGGGUCUGAGCUGUGAGAACAUGAUUCUCUUACCAUUAAUUGGACCUCUAGACUAACGAGCACCGUAUGCAGAAUGGCUGGCGGGCACAGGCGAGAGCAGUGGUAUCAAAUCAGUCACCGCGUUCUUCCCUGAGCCGGCUUCUGACACUAAUGGUACUACUAACACCCAGCUUCGUCGCCCAUUUUGGUAAAUUGCUGAUGAACUUAACACAGACGGUGGCUUUCUUCAGUCAGCGUUGUUAUCACCGGGAUAGGCCCAGAUUUUACCCGGCUGGAGUCGUUCGGCAAAGUAGAUGAGUUUGCGGAAAAUCUGGUACAUUAUUCUCCCCUCUUCCCUCCUCGCCCAUCUGAUCCUGGGCUCUCUCAAAUGCGUGGGGCCUCGUUCAUGAGCAGGUGAAUGGAUUGGAUAGAAGCUGGAAGAGGCCCCCUGGUCUGGCUGCCAAGCUCAUAGAUUCCAAGGCUAGGAAUGGUAAUCCCUCUCUCUCUCUCUCUCUCUCUCUCUCUCUACCCUGUUCACCAGUGAUUUGAUCUCCUUCUCUCCUCCAUUAUCAGGGCUGUAUUACAUUGAAUACACGCUGCAGAAUCCGGGAGAAAGGCAGAGGCACAUCAUAUCAGCUGUUGGGAUGGCCAACAACGGCUGGUACAACAGGCUGUACACCGUCACCGGGCAGGUAUCGAAAUGAACCCCCUUUAAUUCUCUCUGUCCGUUUUUCUCUCUCAUGAAAUGGGCUUUGAUGAUCUUCCUCAGUUCUUCGAGGACGAAUCGGAGAAGUUCAAGACACAGAUCGAGAAGGUGAGACAAGAGGGAUUUCUAGCUUUCCCUUCUUUGCCAUUCCCACAAUCUGGGAACCUAAACCGGUGGUUCUUGCAGUCGGUCUCAUCGUUCAAGUUCACCUAG
This is a messenger RNA of Spirodela intermedia, 2250 nucleotides long. The record is from the annotation of a GenBank genome assembly. NCBI's taxonomy places the organism in Eukaryota, Viridiplantae, Streptophyta, Magnoliopsida, Alismatales, Araceae.